Molecule: messenger RNA, 1568 nt
Organism: Ceutorhynchus assimilis (cabbage seed weevil)
Lineage: Eukaryota; Metazoa; Arthropoda; Insecta; Coleoptera; Curculionidae
Source: the annotation of a GenBank genome assembly
UUUUGAAUUUCAAAUGUUCUCCUUUUUUCAGAUAUUCCUGGACCGUUCGGUACGAAACUGGCUCACCUUAUCCAUUCUGCUACUUCUAUGCCUAACCUGCCAUCUAUAUUUCAAAAAUUUAAAUCUUUACUGGAAAAUCCGCAACGUCCCAUACGAAAAACCUUAUUUCCUAGCUGGAAGCCUUUGGAAUGUUUUUAGUGGCAAAAGGCAAAUCGGAAAACAUUUGGGCGACUUGUACAAGAAAUUCCAUGGACCAUAUUUUGGAAUUUUUAUUUUCGGAAAACCUUAUUUAGUGUUAAGAAGUCCAGAAAUUAUUAAAAACAUCGCAAUAAGAGAUUUUAAUAAUUUCCAAGACCGCUCGUUUGCUUGUGACAAAAACGCCGACGAUAUGUCUGGAAAUAGUUUGUUUAUAAUUAAAAAUCCAGAUUGGAGGAAUAUUAGAAAUAAAUUAAGUGGGAUUUUUACUUCUGGCAAGCUUAAGAAUAUGUUUCCUUUGAUGCUAACAACUGCCAGUCAAAUGGAAAUUCAUUUGGAAAAAUAUGACAACCAAGUGGUUGAAAUGAAAGAAAUUGCAGGCAAAUAUAUGACGGAUUUGGUUGCAAAAUGCUUCUUUGGCCUGGAAAAUAAUUCAUUUCAACAUCAAGAAAGCGAAUUUAGGAAAGCUUGUAUUAAAAUGUUUGACCUGGAUUUAUCCAGGUCUUUUUCGUUGUUUUCUUAUUUUUUUAUUCCAAAAUUUGUUUCAUGGUUUAAAUUAAAACUAUUUGAUACAACGUAUUUGAGGCAAGUUUUUCUGGAUACUUUAUCUUUCCGGAUGAAAACUGGAUUUAAAAGGAACGACUUUGUGGAUUUGUUGAUUCAAUGUAGAGACACUUUUCAGCAGGAUAAAGGAAUUAUUAAUGGAACAAAGUUUGACACAACUUGUAUGGUAGCUCAAGCCAUCACGUUUUUCAUGGCUGGAUUCGAAACAACCAGCAACCUUUUAGGCUUUGCUCUGUAUGAACUCAGCCUUAGACAACUUUGUCAGGAAAAAUUGCGCCAAGAAAUCUUGGAAACUUUCCAAUCAACCAAUGAAAUCACUUUCGAAAAGAUCCAACAAAUGAAAUAUCUGGAUAUGGUUAUAGCGGAAACUCUAAGACGUUAUCCGUUUGGGCCUUUUUUGAAUCGAUAUUGCAAAGAAGAUUAUGUUAUAGAACAAACUGGGCUUAAAAUUGAAAAAGGGACUCCUAUUUUGAUUCCUUUAGAUGGAAUACAUUUUGAUCCAGAAUUCUAUAAAGAUCCAGAGCUAUUUGAACCAGAAAGAUUUGCAAAUGGAUACAAACAUUUGUUGAACUCUUGCGUUUAUAUGCCAUUUGGAAUUGGACCUAGGAAUUGUAUAGGUGAUAGAUUCGGACAAAUUUGUGCCAAAGUAGGCCUGGUGUAUUUCCUAAGGAAAUUCAAAGUGGAAAAGUGCGAUUUGACUCAAGAUCCAAUAAUUUUGGAUGCCAAAUCGCCAUUCAUGACGCCAGUAAAAGGGUUGCAGCUUAGAAUUAGGAAACUGUGAUGGAUUUUUAUUUAUAGUAAAAUUGUAU